This is a messenger RNA of Solanum stenotomum, 422 nucleotides long. RefSeq lists its product as uncharacterized. NCBI's taxonomy places the organism in Eukaryota, Viridiplantae, Streptophyta, Magnoliopsida, Solanales, Solanaceae. The transcript has 2 exons. Bases 66 to 389 code for a protein of 107 amino acids. The record is from RefSeq and is a predicted model, not a curated record.
CAUUUUCCUAUGAUAAAAAAUCUACAUAUUUUUUCUACUUGACAUUAUUUUUGAGUGGAAAAAAAAUGGCUGAAUCUACGAGUACAACAACGAAGCUUGAAGAACAAUUAAUGGAUAGAGAGGAAGAGAAAGGUGAUGAUAAACUAAGAGAAAUGUUUCUAGUAGAGCUGAAUCUUGUUCUUGUUCUCUCAUUUUUUUCGUUAUCAUCUGAAGAACGAAAAUUAGAGGAAUUUGAGAUCGAUAAUGAUAAAGAUCAUCAAGAACACAACAUUAUUUCUAAAGUUAAUUCCAAGAAACGCGGAGGAAUCAAUAAAUACAGAGCUACUGAACAUGAAUUUCCCAGGUUUCAAACCAAGAUUAAGGAUUGCAGACACUGCAGAAGAAUGUGAAGAAUAACAUCUUUGUGGCAAAGCAAGCAAAAA